Messenger RNA from Zonotrichia leucophrys gambelii, 573 nucleotides. RefSeq names its product olfactory receptor 1G1-like. The record is from RefSeq and is a predicted model, not a curated record. The coding region runs from base 1 to 573 and encodes 190 amino acids. The transcript has 2 exons. Gene Ontology annotation, cellular component: plasma membrane. Gene Ontology annotation, molecular function: olfactory receptor activity; G protein-coupled receptor activity. Lineage: Eukaryota; Metazoa; Chordata; Aves; Passeriformes; Passerellidae. Gene Ontology annotation, biological process: G protein-coupled receptor signaling pathway; detection of chemical stimulus involved in sensory perception of smell.
AUGUCCAAUAGCAGCUCCAUCAGGCACUUCCUCCUGCUGGCAUUGGCAGACACGCGGCAGCUGCAGCUCCUGCACUUCUGCCUCUUGCUGGGCAUCUCCCUGGCUGCCCUCCUGGGCAACGGCCUCAUCAUCAGCGCCGUAGCCUGCGGCCACCACCUGCACACGCCCAUGUUCUUCUUCCUGCUCAACCUGGCCCUCAGCGACCUGGGCUCCAUCUGCACCACUGUCCCCAAAGCCAUGCACAAUUCCCUCUGGGACACCAGAGACAUCUCCUACGCAGGAUGUGCUGCUCAGAUCUUCAGGGCUGUGCUGAGGAUCCCCUCUGAGCAGGGACGGCACAAAGCCUUUUCCACCUGCCUCCCUCACCUGGCUGUGGUCUCUCUGUUCCUCAGCACUGGAACAUUUGCCUACCUGAAGCCCCCCUCCAUCUCCUCCCCAUCCCUGGAUCUGGCCCUGUCAGUUCUGUACUCGGUGGUGCCUCCAGCUCUGAACCCCCUCAUCUACAGCCUGAGGAACCAGGAGCUCAAGGCUGCAGUGUGGAGAUUGGUGACUGGACGAUAUCAGAAACAUUAA